AUGAAGAAUAGGAACAACGUGACUGAGUUUAUUCUUCUGGGACUUACGCAUGAUCCAAAGAUGCAAAAAAUAAUAUUUGCUGUGUUUUUUAUCAUCUAUAUCAUCACUGUGGUGGGAAAUGUGCUCAUUGUGGUCACCAUUAUUGCCAGCCCAUUGGUGGGGUCCCCCAUGUACUUUUUCCUGGCUUAUCUCUCCUUUCUUGAUACUUGCUAUUCCUCUGUCACUAUCCCUAAAAUGAUUAUUGAUUCCAUCAGUGAAAGGAAGACCAUCCUAUUCAUUGGAUGCAUGACUCAAAUCUUUGGGGAACAUUUCUUUGGCGGUGUUGAGGUCAUCCUUCUUACAGUGAUGGCUUAUGACCGAUAUGUGGCCAUCUGCAAGCCCUUGCACUACACAACCAUCAUGAACCGCAGAGUGUGCGGUCUGCUAAUGGGAGUCUGUUUUCUGGGAGGCUUUCUUCAUGCAACCAUACAAAUCAUUUUUGUGUUUCAGUUACCUUUCUGUGGCCCUAACAUCAUAGAUCACUUUAUGUGUGAUCUGAACCCUUUGCUCAGCCUUGCCUGCACUGAUACUCACAUUCUUGGGCUCUUUGUUGCAGCCAACAGUGGGUUUAUCUGCCUAUUAAACUUUCUCAUGUUGAUGGUCUCCUAUGUGGUCAUCCUGUACUCCCUGAAGACCCACAGUUUAGAGGGGAGACGCAAAGCCCUCUCAACUUGUAUUUCCCACAUCACAGUGGUUAUAUUAUAUUUUGUACCCUGCAUAUUUAUAUACCUGAGACCUGUGGCCACUUUAUCUAUUGACAAAGCAGUUGCUGUAUUCUACACCACCAUAACUCCCAUGUUAAAUCCAUUAAUCUAUACUUUAAGAAAUGCCCAGAUGAAAAUUGCCAUUAUAAAAUUGUGCAGUAAAAAAACUUUUUCAGUUAAUAAGUAA
Chrysochloris asiatica (Cape golden mole) is the source of this 930-nucleotide messenger RNA. RefSeq names its product olfactory receptor 4C46-like. The transcript has a single exon. Gene Ontology annotation, biological process: G protein-coupled receptor signaling pathway. Gene Ontology annotation, cellular component: membrane. NCBI's taxonomy places the organism in Eukaryota, Metazoa, Chordata, Mammalia, Afrosoricida, Chrysochloridae. Bases 1 to 930 code for a protein of 309 amino acids. The record is from RefSeq and is a predicted model, not a curated record. Gene Ontology annotation, molecular function: G protein-coupled receptor activity; olfactory receptor activity.